GCAACUUCCAGCCCAUCUAAACCCUAAAACACACGCAGGUGUUUUGUAGGAGCUCUAAUCUCAUCUACACACGGGAAACAUAAAGUAACGAGCCCAAGACCGGAGCGACGUCACGCACGGAGAGGGCGUCGAUCGGUGACGCUGCGGCGUUUACCGAGAGAGGGGAGCUCCAGAGCGCGUGUGGACCGUCAGCCUGUCCGGAACCGGAGGGAGGGAGAGCAGCAGACAUCCGGUACCGGUGUCCCGUUCAGGUCCCUCUGAGAUGUAAGAUGAGAGCCUCUGCGCUGAGGCUGAACAGCUCGGGGAGACCUCAGAAAGAAACUCUCACGAUUUACCCGGAGGACAUGUCCACGAUCGCGAGUCCCACCAGUCCGUCCUCACAGCUGACUUCAGAUCAGCUCACAGUGCUCGCUGCGUCCUUUUCUUCUGUGUUCUUUGUGGUUGUUGUCGUGCUGAUGUCUAUAAUUUACCGCAAGGAUUCUCAGUGCUGUAAGCAUCGCUCCUAUCAGGAACCAGAUAUGGAUACUCCUCCUCAGUACUACAGCAGCAGACAGACCCUGGUGGGAUCCGUUUGUUUGGAGCAGACUCAGAUAGUCGAUGACAGCAACACUCAGCAGUCAGGUGAUCUGUUCUACGUCGGCCUGCCCUCCAGCUACAGCCUGCCCGCUCUGGAGGCCCCCCUGCCCAGGCUCCCCUCUUACGAGAGCGUCCGAAAGAAAGACCGCCAGAGGCAGAUCCACAUGAUGAUCGCAGACCGUUUUGGUCUCAAUGGACCCAUUGUGUCUGAGCCUCCGCCAACGUACGAGGAGAGCAUCCGUCCGUCUGUGGAGCUGCCGUACAACAUCCUCUCAACGAGCCUCAACGUCUUCCCUCAGAGUUUCUACACCAGCGUUCCACCCGGCGUAGAUCAUCGGGUCAGCUCUGCAGCCAGCAGCGCCGUCCCACCAGCUGUAUGACGCUGUGAUCAAGUCCUCCAGCUGCCUGGUGAGCACAAAGGGAACUUUUCAGGCUCAGGAAAUCAGCUCACGGUCCCGAUUAAACUUUCUUAUACCAUCUUCUGAUGGUGAAGCAGAGGGGAAACCAAAGAUGUCAUCGUAGUUACUGCAGACGACCAAGAUGAUGAUAAACACCCGAAUGAAGGUGGCUGGGACAUCUUUAGCAGGCGUGAAUGAGACUACAGGACAAAGGCGACCAUUACCACGAGGAUUUUGCUCAUGAACGUUUUUUUGAUUCUCAGAUGUGGUACAGCCGUACAGCAGGCGCCUUCAUCCGGUUGUUAUGGCAACAGAGAGAGUAAGCAAGGUGCUAAUUUUAUGCAGAAUAAGUUCACAUCAGUUACAACUUGGAUCUCAGAUUUGAUCAUUUCAAACCUUAUUUUGUCUUUUUUCUGCUUUUUGUAUCGACUUCUCCACAUGGAACUCACCGUUUUGUAUCUUGUAUUUAUUGGAGAAGUUACAUGAUAUUGUGUCUCUUUAAAAAACCAAAUGCAAUUAAAAGAUUUAUUACUCUGUU
Nothobranchius furzeri (turquoise killifish) is the source of this 1512-nucleotide messenger RNA. RefSeq lists its product as uncharacterized. Lineage: Eukaryota; Metazoa; Chordata; Actinopteri; Cyprinodontiformes; Nothobranchiidae. The record is from RefSeq and is a predicted model, not a curated record.